CUGCCUCGCGCGUCGCCGGCCGACACCCGCGAACUUUACUUGUUUAUACAUAGCGAUAACUGUGUCAACAACGUAACACGUGCUACCGUACAAAGUGAUAAAACUUAUAAAACAACUGUGAUUACAGUGUUUCUGGAUUAACUGCACUCUCACAUGGAUCGGUAAAUUUAAAAAGUUUCAAAAGAUACCGCGCGCCGUAAUGUUGGAACAUCGUCCGUAUUUGAUAUUUAUGCCCAUACAGUUAAUGACAAGUGAUACACAACGUAGAUAGUGUUUUAAAAAUGCAAUGUUAUUAUAAUGACAAGCCCAAGACGUUCUAAAAAUAGUGGAGCACAGUGUGCCGUGCAAGUGUCCGACUGGGAUUUAUCGUCUUCGGACACAGGUACCGUGAAAAGAAGAAGAUCUUCUUGUCCUGAGAAUUCAAGGAAACAAACCACUUCACAACAGGAAGCUAUAUUCGAAGUACAAACACCCUCAGACUCCGGCAGUGGGACCUCGCGGAGUAUAGACGACAGAUCCGAUUCACUUACUGAUGUAGAAGAAAGAAUAUCCUGCAUAAUAAAUGAGAACAGAUCCUCUCAAAGCAAUUCCGAAUCUAGCGACGUAGACAUUAUAAUAGAUAGCAUCUUCGGGAAUCCCAGCGAAACUCUAUUUGAAGCGGCACAAAAUGAUUCACUCCUACGUGAUCGUAGCAAAACUUUUAUCAAACCAGAGACUUUGUCUGCUAACGAGAAACAUGAUAUUGCUGCUGCCGAGGUUCCCGGCGACAAAAAGGUCAAAGACAGACGUCUUAAAACGCCCGCACCAAUAAAGAAACUAAAUAAAACUUUCGAUUUAGGUAAAAAUAGCUCAAAAUUAGUUAAAGAACCAUUAAAACCGCAGGAAAAAGCGAGUGUGUUACCAGUGUACAAAAGUACUGUAAAAGGAAGUAUAGAUUUAAAUUCUAGCCAAAAGAAAAAAGUUACAACUAAACUAAAGUUACCUUUUACUCCAGUCAGAACAAUGGAUAAACCAAAGAUAAAUUUCUUUCAAAAUAAAACUAACUUGCAAGAAGGGAAACCGUCGCCAUUACUCUCUUCGCCAGUGAGACGAACGAUAUCCAACGAGUAUGUGCGCUUAAAGUUCACUAACGACACUGUGAUAAGGCGAACUAUUGACGGCAAAUCUGUACCAAAGAUAUCACCUAAGAUACAGUCCAUUAUACCCGAGAGCCCUAUCGACACCGAAGAUCCCUUUUUAAACCUUAGUCCCAAUAAAAAAUACACAGUAACUGUGAAUAAUAAAGUGAGGUGCGACAAAGACAACUAUGUUAUUUUCGAUCCGAACACCGGAUUCGCGCCGGACGGUUCGAGGCAAUCACGAAUUCCUUUGAAGUCGCCAACUGGUGACAAAUCCCGCAUCCCUCUGAAGUCUCCAGGCGGUGAAAAUUCCGGUGUAGUCCGUAAGUCGGCGAAUGUUAGUGACACAGACAGUGGUAUAUUGUCCCCGAAUUCUCCGGUAGAAACGAGUGAAAAGGGAUCGGCGUACUACGUGAACGCCGCGGCGUUCAGUGAGACGGCGAAGAAAUGUGCUAAUGACUUUGACAUCACUAUCUUGGAUCCAGAGCUGGCGAAGAAGGCUGCUGAGCAAAUUCAGAUCUACACAGACUGGGCGAACCACUACCUGGAGCGGGCGCGGUCGAGAAGACGCGCGGGUGCUUCAGGUGGUGGGCUGGCUCGGGACUGCGCUGAUGGGCUGCUACUGGCUGAUGUGCUGGAAGGUGUGACUGGCUUGAAGGUGCACCGCGCGCAUCGCAAGCCGCGCAACCCGCAACAAAUGUUGGAGAACGUUCAAUGCUGUUUGGAUUUCCUUCACGCGCAAAAAGUCCAAGGAUUAGAACAAGUAACAGCUGCGGACAUCCGGGAUGCUAAAUUAAAAGCAGUCUUAGCAUUAUUUUUUGCGCUCAGCCGACAUAAACAAGCCACAAAACAAAGAACAGCGCCAUCUACCGGUACUGGUACGAACGCAAGCAAAAACUCCAGCGAAGAUGUUUCAUUAAAUGCAGUCCAACGCAUAACAGGUGGCAGCAGUUGCGAUGAAAUUUUAACAGCGUGUGGCAACAACGUCGAGAUGACGACGUUAACAGCAAAUAGGCAAGUGUCGGUGCUGCAGACGUCGAUCCCGCUGCCGGCGUCCGCAGCCGCCGUCCGCCGUGCCCCGCCUGACAAGCGACCACUGCCGGCGACGCCGUCGCAUACAGGUGGCAAAAGUGGUUUGUCUGCGAGCUCCAGUCGUUCUACUAGCCCGCUGGGACAGGGAGCAGUCAGCUUUAUACCGCGAGCGCCAACUUCUUCAUCCGGGUCUCGACCUAACUCCUCGCUCCUAGCGCCUGGAAGUAAAAUCCCAUCGACAUUGUCGCAAACGCAGCAGCAUCAACAAUCACCGUCCAGUCAAAAUGGAACACCCACCAAGCAUUCCAUGCUCGACAAACUGAAGCUUUUCAAUAAAGACAAGAUAAGUAAUGAAAAGCAAAACAGCAAGAGUACUGCAGUAUCGAAAAGAACCAGUUCAUCCAGUGGCUUCUCAUCAGCUAAAAGUGAAAGAUCCGACUCCAGCCUCAGUCUUAAUGAGUCUUCCAAUACACCCAACUCACAUAUCAAAUCUUCUAAUCUAGUAGGACCCAAAAUACGGCAACAAAGCGAUACAUUAUCAAAAGACAAGUCUGCUAAAAAUGUUAAAUCUAAGUUAGUUAGUUCCAAAUCCCCUAAAGAAUCCUCAACGAAUUUGAGCAAGAGCAGCAGUAAAACGAGCAGCAGUGACAAAUCGAGAAAUAGCCCGAAGCUUCCUGCUCGUGAUAAAGAAUCUAAAAUAGCUGCUCCGAAAUCAAUCAGUAACACCAAACUAAAUCAAAUCGAUGAUCAUUCAAGGAAUUCUAACUCGAAGAUGGUGAAACUUUCCGGUAGUCAAAUGAGACUCAGCGAAAAACGGUCUGAUAGCAGAUCAGACAUUAAGAACCACCAGAGUAACGAAAAUGUAUCACCACCAUCAAGUCAAGGAAGCCAAAACCAAGCAGCAGCAAAUUUUGGACCCCAAACUGGAAUUCCAAAACCAACAGCUGCUGUGAAAGGAACAUUCAAAAUAGCAAAAGAUGAUAGACAUAUUAUACACAAAAGUACAAAUAGUCAAUUAAGUCCUAUACAAAGCAAUUCUAGUUUAAAUUCUACAAAUAACGUAAGUGCACUUCCGUUCAGUAGAGAACAGUCUAAUUUAAGUAAAGAUAUAACACAAAAACAGACUUUAGCUGUAUCGCCGAUGCCUGUGAGCACAGGAAGUCAUACUCACACUUCGCAAAUGUCUGAAAGUUCCCAUUCCAACUCCACUCACAGUACUACAGGCCAACAUUCUAAUUCCAGUGAUAGUAGCGUUAUAUACCGUCCUUCCAGUGAAUCUGGUUCAGAAAUAUCUAAAACUGCUACUAGCAACGUAAAUAAAAGACUGGACAUGAAUACCACUUAUAUAAAUGGAGUUAUAAACGAAGCAGAAAUAUCAGAAAAAGAAGCAGCACAGAGAAGACCUUUGGACAAAUCUGUUCCAAAACCUACAUUUGAUCAUAACAGAACGUUGACCGAGUUGAACAAAAGGAUGGAUGACAGUCGGUCUAGUACGCCAUCCCAUUGUCGUGACAAUUCACUUGGCGACGACGAGAAUCCAAUGAUGAAUGUAUUACCCAUGAGACCAUUGUUACGAGGAUACAACAGUCAUCUGACGUUGCCCAUGAGAACUUCGGGCUUAACACAAAAGAAUAUUCCCGGUUAUCCUCAUCACGCUAACACGGUGAAAGCAAAUUUUGGCAGGGAAAAUAUGGGAUUGCGUGACCGUAUUAAUUACGGUCCCGGAUUUUCCAACCCGGAUUAUUGUGAUCUUGAAAUAGCUUCAGGGUACAUGUCAGACGGUGAUUGUUUACGACGGAUAAAUCUUGGAGAAAUGGAGUGUGCGAGAAAUAACGAUAUGAUGGAUGGAUACAUGUCGGAAGGAGGCGCUUCACUGUACGGUCGGCGAAUGAACUACCAGCAGCCUUCGCAGCUACAGCAACUUGAUGAAAGACGCGGCGGUCGCAAUAGGAUGGAAGGAGGUAGCGGUGUGGUAUACCGUGUGGUGGGGCGCACGCGCAGUAAGGCGGACUGCGGCCAACAGACUGAACGACAGCCGCCGGCGCCGCGGCAACAGGACACCACCUGGAAGAAGUACACCGACUCGCCUGGAGUUGGUGCUCCUCCACUGAACCAGCCAGCACCUGCGCCACCCAGCCCAUCACAUGGCAGGAAGGGAGAAAGACGUGCUGGCCAUCACUCGCCUCAGCACCACAAGCGGGAGAAGCUGACUGCGGCCCAGCAGCUUGGAAUCGCACCGCAUCCACAGUAUGCUGCAUCGAAUUCUGGGCAACAUCCCGCAAGAAGUGGGGGAUCACAGCAGCUCCAGUCUCCUGGAGGUGGAUCCCGGCCGUCUAGCGUGUCAAGCGGAGGCAAUGGUAGCACUUGUUCAUCAAGUAAAGCGAAAGUGCCACAAAGCUUCGGCUACGUGAAGAGACAGAAUGGUGUUCAACAACCAGUACCGCAGUCCAAUGGGCCACCACAACAUGGUGGACGGACAGCUCAAGUUUCUGCUGUGCCAAGGACGAAAGUCAAAGUAUCGGGUGGUACACAAACGUGUACACAGGAUCUCCAAAUUCACAAAAAUGGAAUCGGUCCGAAAUCAUUUUCUUUGGGUGGCACAGCGGCCGCGCAGCUCUCGGCUUCGGUUCGGGAGCGAUUGCUGGGGUCCCAGUCUUUGCCCAAACCGGGAACACAUGAGUUCGCUGCCCUCUUCCAUCAUCACAGGAUCGCACCUAGAGGUGGCAUUAAAAUAAGUGACGGCAGUCUUUCUGAUACCCAAACAUAUUCCGAAGUAAAGUCUGACUACGGGAUCCCGUAUGCACCUUGGCUAAGACACAGCAAUACAUAUUCGGCGAGUGGUCGCCUGUCGGAGGGCGAGUCGAUGGAGUCGCUCACGUCGCUGCACUCUGCGCAGGCGCACAACCACACCUCCUCCCCUAACUCACACCACCGCAGCUCACUCACACACAAUAAGCUCAUCAUGCACCGAGACGCACAGGGCUCCCGGUUAAACAGGAGCAACAGUAUUAGCUACCUCAGAGAUAGGACAUUUCCAAGGUCAACAAAAUCGGAGAAGCUUUACCCUUCGAUGCUGCAAAGAUCUUCGGAGAGUGACUAUGAACCGUACUAUUGUUUACCUGUGCAAUACGGACCAUCUGGACAAGGUCUGAACUACGGCGUGUCGGAGCCACCGUCGCCGUCUCCGAGGUCAGCUCUAAGCCCGACGCAUCAGCCUGGCAAUGUGAUGCACACGCCUCGACACUCACACCACUAUCCUAAAAAGAAUGAUGAUGUGCACGGAUCUACUGCAUCGUUGGUGUCGACGGCAUCGUCAUUGGCAGCUGGCGCUGGGUCGGAGGAGAGGCAGGCACACGAAGUAAGUGGGGUCCGGAAACUGCGGAGGGAACUCGCUGACGCUAAAGAAAAAGUGCACACGCUGACGACACAACUAACAACUAAUGCUCACGUGGUGUCUGCCUUCGAACAGAGUCUAUCCAACAUGACGCAACGGCUGCAGCAGCUCACGGCAACCGCAGAGAGAAAGGAUUCGGAGCUAACGGAGUUACGUCAAACUAUUGAGCUGCUGAGGAAGCAAUCGAUUCAAGCGGGGCUGACCACGGCUCACAUGCAGUCCAUGGGUAUUCGGGCGGACGGCGUUAAUGUCACCGGACCGGAGCCAAACAGUCAAACGCAAUCGUCUCCCCAACGUACAGCGCAGACGGGCAAUGGAGCAAUCACGCGACAUCUGUCCACCGACAGUGUCUCAAGUAUCAAUAGCCUUAGCAGUGGCUCAUCUGCACCGCACGACAAGAAACACAAGAAGAAAGGAUGGCUCCGCUCAUCGUUCACGAAAGCUUUCUCGCGGAACGCCAAGAUAUCAAAGACAGCGAAGCACUCCUCCCUCGGGCAGUUGUCGUCACAAGACAGCUCCUCGGGAUCCCAUCACUAUGACGACCCGCACACGAUCCGAGAGGGAAGCAACGAGAACAGUCUCGAACAUUCCCAUGAGACGCUCGACGUUAAGGACAAGCCGUGCCCCCCGGCCAAGACGGAAGACCAGACCAAAGAUAAACCAGAUGACUCUGGGCUAGUUGAUGAGUUGAAGAGGCAAUUAAGAGAAAAAGAUUUGGUGCUAACAGAUAUUCGAUUAGAGGCUCUCAGUUCAGCGCAUCAACUUGAAAGUCUUAAAGACACCGUCAUCAAAAUGAGGGUACACUUCCAGAACGAGAUGUUGAACCUCAAACAGAACAAUGAGCGACUGCAGCGGCUUGUGACGUCACGGUCACUGGCUGGCAGUCAGAGCUCGUUGGGUACUGGAGGCUCCGCCGUCGAGGAUCCAAGGAGGUUCAGUCUCGCAGACCAGGCUACUAUGCAUCAGGCGACGCUAGACAUGCACUCGCAACCUCUAGACCUAGACUUCAACUGUAUGUCAUCGACCCCCACCAUGGAUUUCUCCAAAAAAGGCUCGCCUAAAUCGGGCAUGGUCGAACCCAUAUAUGGCAAUAAGGCCGCAUGCGAGCUUAAUGAAAACAGCGAGACCCUAUUAGUAGCGCUGAAUGGCAGCAGUGAUUUAUUCGCGAACGGACUCAACGCGACGGAGCGGCUCAGCGGAGACUACGACAUUAACAGCGUGCUCCCGCCACCGAAGACACGAGAGCUAGCGAUAGGGGAAAGCUAUUCCGAUAUCGGUGUUGCAGACAGCCAGGGCGAUACGACUGAUGGAAAGAAGAUAGCUAUAGCCGUUUACUUAGGACAGCCGGAAACAUUCCAAAGAUAUUUCGAAGAAGUUCAAGAUACGCUAACAGAAUCAGAAUGUAGAUUCUACGCCAAACAAUCGGCGAGCUCAUACAACAACCACUUUGAGAAGCAGUCCAGUUUCGACUCGCCGCGGCUAUCACAAAACCGCAGCCCUGAAACUGAGACGCAAGACUACUCACAAAUAAAUAAGUCUAACACAAAUAGCCUUAAAAGCAAUAAAUCUACGCACAGUAGUUCGUAUAAGAACGUUUAUAAUAGUGAUUCGACAAUAAACUGUAACGAAUUCACCAUAGCUUACACUUAUAUAUCUGGCAAGACUACUUGGCAGAACUUAGAUUAUAUAGUUAGGAAGACUUUUAAAGAUUACUUGUCUAGAAUAGACUUGGGAACGAAUCUCGGCUUGAACACUGAUUCGAUAACGUCGUAUCACUUGGGCGAAGCGACGCGAGGCCCUGAAAUAGGUUUCCCUGAGCUGCUGCCGUGUGGUUAUAUUAUUGGCACUGUCAAUACGCUGUACAUCUGCUUAGAAGGAGUCGGAAGCUUGGCGUUCGAUAGUCUUAUACCAAAAAAUAUUGUAUAUAGAUAUGUUUCACUGCUAUCGGAACACCGGCGAAUAAUUUUAUGCGGACCGAGCGGCACGGGGAAAUCGUAUCUAGCGGCAAAAUUAGCAGAGUUCUACGUUCAGAAGACGCAACGUAGAGGCAACCCUGCUGAAGCCGUCGCUACAUUUAAUGUUGACCGCAAAUCCUGCAACGAGUUGCGCGCCUACCUGGCGAAUAUCGCAGAACAGUGCGGCGCUGCAGCGGCCGGUGAAGAAGCUGCUUUACCUUCCGUAGUCAUACUGGACAACCUCCAACAUGCCUCAGCUUUGGGAGACGCCUUCGCUGGUCUACUGCCUCCUGACAACAGAAAUAUGCCUGUUAUUAUCGGCACUAUGUCCCAAGCAACGUGCAACACAACGAACCUGCAGCUCCAUCACAACUUCAGGUGGCUGCUCACAGCUAAUCACAUGGAACCCGUCAAAGGAUUCUUAGCUAGGUACCUCCGUCGCAAGUUAUUCACCCUGGAACUCCGGCUGGGCCGUCGUGAGCCAGCUCUAGCCGCCGUUCUUGAAUGGCUGCCCGGAGUCUGGUCCACGCUUAACGCCUUCUUAGAAGCUCACUCCUCCAGUGACGUCACUGUAGGCCCGAGGCUGUUCCUCGCCUGCCCCAUGGAUCUGGAGGCUAGUCAGGCGUGGUUCGCAGACGUAUGGAACUACAGCAUCGUCCCAUACGCGUCGGAGGCAGUACGUGAGGGCAUUGCCCUCUACGGCAGACGACGACACGCCGCCAUCGACCCGCUGCAGCAUAUCAAGUCUUCGUACCCCUGGAGAGAACCCAACCAUUCACAUACUCUAAGAGCCAUCACAGUGGAGGAUAUUGGAAUUGAAGAAUCAAAUCAAGAUUCCAACACAAACAACAACCAAGAUCCUUUGUUGAACAUGUUAAUGCGACUACAAGAAGCAGCGAACUACAGCGGAAACCAAAGUCAGGACUCUGACAACGCGAGCAUGGAUUCGAAUCUCACGCACGACAGUUCAAUGGGCAACGAGCUAUAACGAGCGACACGACGGCCCGACUGUAUUGUGACGUCACUAUACUCUAAGAUUUUAUACUACCCGCUGGUAUUCUGUGAUAUUGCUUUUCAACAUAUUGUAGUUGAGAAUAUAGUAAUACCAGCAGCAAUUCCAUGCAGUGUAUGAACUAAACUGACGUUCCUUACAUGUGGAUUAUAAAUAUGAAUAUAAAGCCAAAUAUUUGCCAUAUGUACAUUAUUGAUAUUUAUUAUUUACUUAUUAUAAGUGUUAAUUUAGUUGCGAUUUUAUUAUUAAUAUAAUAUUUUUAGUUGUUUUUUUUCUAUAUUUUAUCGCUAAAAUUAAUAGCGGUAUUUAAGUUAAUUUACAAAGGUUUUACUCGGCAAUAUUUGUGUGAACUAGCAAAUAUCGAUAGCAUGAGUAUGGAGACCUUUUAAUAAAGUCUGUUUUUGUUUCUUUUACAUACGAGAUAAUAUAAUUCCACUCAUAAGUGAAUAAGAAAUAAUAACAGUGCCUGGAGCGAUGAUUUUUCCAUUUUUUUACGACGUAAUUACAAUGUUAGAUCUAAUACUGUUUAUAUGAAGCAUUGUGGCUUUUACUAUUGUUAUAUUUUUUCAAAGUUAGGAUACGAACCGCAUUUGUAUUACUGAGUAUGUAACAUAUGAAAGUGUAAUUUUUAUACCAUUUUCAUAUUAAAAAUUUCAUGUACCUAAUAUAAAAUAUUUAAGUGUAAAUAUGUUUAAUAUAUUUUCAUUUUGUAUGCGAUUACACUAACCGCUAUCUAUCAUAAACAGCGUUACUUUUGUAUAGAAAUGCGUAACAACUGUGUUACAGUGUUCGGUAUGGAUUGACUCGUGUGCAUAAGUGAAACGUGAUAUCUACAAUCUAUGCUUUACAGAAAAAUGUGAAAUAAAAAAUGAUUAUAAAAAUCA
Spodoptera frugiperda (fall armyworm) is the source of this 9395-nucleotide messenger RNA. RefSeq names its product protein sickie (gene sick). Gene Ontology annotation, biological process: neurogenesis; nervous system development. The transcript is spliced from 35 exons. Lineage: Eukaryota; Metazoa; Arthropoda; Insecta; Lepidoptera; Noctuidae. Gene Ontology annotation, molecular function: protein binding; ATP hydrolysis activity. The record is from RefSeq and is a predicted model, not a curated record. The coding region runs from base 298 to 8487 and encodes 2729 amino acids.